Oncorhynchus nerka (sockeye salmon) is the source of this 1767-nucleotide messenger RNA. Its product is annotated as growth/differentiation factor 11-like. The transcript has 3 exons. NCBI's taxonomy places the organism in Eukaryota, Metazoa, Chordata, Actinopteri, Salmoniformes, Salmonidae. Bases 309 to 1478 code for a protein of 389 amino acids. Gene Ontology annotation, cellular component: extracellular region. The record is from RefSeq and is a predicted model, not a curated record. Gene Ontology annotation, molecular function: growth factor activity; cytokine activity.
UCUUAACAUUCGCACCUAUGGACUUAAUUGUUAUCAGAUAAGGCAACCAAAACAACUAUAGCAUGAAAACGGGUUAUGCGUCAAAUCGAUAGAUAGGCUUAAGUACAGAGAAAACCCACUAGGACGCACCUUCCUAGGUUUAUUGCUGUCCUACAAUAAAAUCGUUUUAAGAGGCGACUCUAUUGGAGUAGUUGCAUAUCAUUGGUACCUUUGCAAGGUAAGGAAACAGGCUGUGACAAGCAACAUUUCAGAGGGUAGAGAAGGGGAUACCGCGAGCAGAAAGUUAUAUAGCCUGACAAGUCAUCAUCAUGCCGAGGUAUAACUUUUUGCUGUGUUUGAUGGUUUAUAUUUGUCUGGGACUGUCUGGGAGUGACGAGCCUAAUCUUUUUUUGCCACCAACGAGCGAGACUCCCACGGACGACGGGCUUUCGCUCCUCGAUGAAGAAGCGGGCGCUCAUGGAUGUUCCGCAUGCGUUUGGCGAGAGCAAAGUAAAGUCCUGAGGCUGGAGACCAUCAAGUCUCAGAUCCUGAGCAAGCUGCGGCUCAAGCAGGCUCCUAACAUUAGUAGGGAGGUAGUGAACCAGCUGCUCCCCAAGGCACCCCCACUCCAGCAGCUUCUGGACCAUCACGAUUUCCAGGGAGACGCGUCCUUUCAGGAUGAGUUUAUGGAGGAGGACGAAUAUCACGCCACGACGGAGUCCGUCAUCACUAUGGCCUCCGAGCCGGAGCCCUUGGUGCAGGUGGAUGGCAAGCCUAGCUGCUGCUUCUUCAAGUUCAGCCCCAAGCUCAUGUUCACCAAGGUUCUGAAGGCUCAGCUGUGGGUGUACCUACGGCCGCUACAGCAGACCUCCACCAUCUACCUGCAGAUCCUCAGGCUGAAGCCCGUCACGGAGCAGGGCAGCCGCCACAUCCGGAUCCGCUCGCUGAAGAUCGAGCUCAACUCCCGCGUGGGCCACUGGCAGAGCAUCGACUUCAAAAACGUGCUGCAGAACUGGUUCAAGCAGCCACACACCAACUGGGGGAUCGACAUCAACGCCUUCGAUGAGAGCGGCAACGACCUAGCAGUGACCUCGCUAAGACCGGGGGAGGAAGGGCUGCAGCCGUUCCUGGAGGUUAAGGUUCUCGAGACGACCAAACGUUCCCGACGUAACCUGGGACUGGACUGCGACGAGCACUCCACUGAAUCCCGCUGCUGCCGCUACCCGCUAACGGUGGACUUUGAGGCUUUCGGCUGGGACUGGAUCAUCGCUCCCAAGCGCUACAAGGCCAACUACUGUUCGGGCCAGUGCGAAUACAUGUUCAUGCAGAAGUAUCCACACACCCACCUGGUACAACACGCCAACCCCAGAGGCUCAGCAGGGCCCUGCUGUACCCCCACUAAGAUGUCGCCCAUCAACAUGCUCUACUUUAACGACAAGCAGCAGAUCAUCCACGGCAAGAUCCCUGGCAUGGUGGUGGACAGGUGUGGCUGCUCUUAGACCCAACAGAAGUCAUGCAUAAUCGUGCACGCCUAACUCCACAUCAUUUCCACCCAAAACCCUGACUAAGCGCUCCUCUGGCACCAGACUUUAUCCCCCUUCUCACUCCGCCACAAAAAAAUCCCAUGGGACCUCCAUUCUCUUAGUUAUUCAUUUUAGUCAAACGUAAAAAUGAAAUAUGAAAUGAAGAUAGGACUGAGGCUGAGUGGUAGAAAUAUAUAUUGAAUAUUAUAAAGGGGAUGUGUCUGUGGAGCAGCUUGAGAAACUUAUGGUAAAGAAGACAAAACUA